CAUGCAAUACGGUAAAAAACUUGCAGAGGAUUUAUCAAGAUCAAAGAUAGAGAUAAUGGAAGAUUUCUAAAGAGUAACUGAGUCAGUAGAGUCAUUAGACAGCUUCUUGCCUUAAUUUCAUUGUGAAAAUAGAGAAUAAUUAGAAGUAGAGAGGAGAGUUGUUGCAUAUCUGAGAUCAUUGGGAAUAUAGUUCAAGACUGACCCAGCAAAGAAAGAAUAAGAUUAUUAGUAUUUGCAUUAGAAUAUUAUAGUGAAAAGCCAAAAAAGAGUGCCAUUAUAUUUUAAUAAACUAUCGGUGAAUCUCCUUAAAUAGGUCCAAUGACAGUAAUAAAAUUUGGAGGUGAUUAAAGUACUACAUAGAGUGAUUAUGGAAGUUGGUUAAAUCCAUUUAAGGCAAGAAAAUAAUAAUCAUUUGAACUAUGAG
Molecule: messenger RNA, 424 nt
Organism: Paramecium pentaurelia
Lineage: Eukaryota; Ciliophora; Oligohymenophorea; Peniculida; Parameciidae
Source: the annotation of a GenBank genome assembly